This is a messenger RNA of Chondrus crispus (carragheen), 1760 nucleotides long. Its product is annotated as cytochrome P450 family 808G-CYP808G1. The coding region runs from base 114 to 1760 and encodes 548 amino acids. Gene Ontology annotation, molecular function: oxidoreductase activity, acting on paired donors, with incorporation or reduction of molecular oxygen; iron ion binding; heme binding. The transcript is spliced from 2 exons. NCBI's taxonomy places the organism in Eukaryota, Rhodophyta, Florideophyceae, Gigartinales, Gigartinaceae. The record is from RefSeq and is a predicted model, not a curated record.
CGAUUGAAUAGUUCUGUAAUGAAUCACUUCCAACCCGAAAAAUAAAUGGCUACAAAUUGUGCUAAUUAAUUGCCAAAUUCUCAGUCGCGCAUUGUAAGCGUUAGUCCCAUCCGAUGCCAAUCAAACAAUAUACACCUCACCCGUCAUUGCGUAGUUUCCCAGUCUUUGCGAGAAAGACCUACUGUAUCUAUUUUGUACUGUACGGUGGGUGCACGCUCGCAUCCGGUAAUGUUGCUGGCAACAGCAUCUCAGAGACCAUGCUCCUAUGGCUGAGCUGCGCAGUGCUUGUUGUGCUCCUCUGCCUUCAUCGGGCUUCGUGCUUCCGAUCUUGCUUCACUCUUUUACCUGGACCCAACUUCCGCCAAUACCUUCCCAAUGGCACUGUCUUUCCGCUGUACCGGGAUCCAAGUAAAAUGUUGCGGGUCAUCGUCGCUUUGUCGAAAACAUACGGCAAUGUUUUCCAACUCUGGUUGGGCCCAUUGGACACCGUCAUAACCUCUGUACCGACUGACGUCGCCCAAAUUCUAUCUGCUACUCAUCUUUUUGAGAGGCCAAGGGCUAUGCAGCGCAUGUUUGAGGCUGUUGUCCCCGGCAGUCUCGUCUGCACACCUCGGCACCUCCACGCGGUGGCACGUAGGCAUCUCAGAAAUAAUUUCAACUUCACUUUGUUGGAGGGAUUUCACCUGCACAUGACCGAUGCGGCUGUGGAAUUAUGUCAAGUUCUCAGCGAUAUUGAGGAGAGAACACCGCCGGGCAUUUUGUCUGCGCCUUUCAAUAUCUCCGAGCAGCUCUCUAUUGCUGCAUUCAGAGUCAUUCUAAACGUCGCCUUUGGUUGCAAUCUUGAUAGAGAGCAGCGCUUACAUUUUGCGAAGUGCACCGAUCGCCUUGUAGAUGAGAUGAUGCUUGACUUUGUUGGCCACCCGCUGCGGCAAUGGCUUUCGAAUUUUGGGUCUAGAAGUCGUUUGUUCAAUGCAAGUCAAAAAGUGAACGAGUUUUGUCAAACCUUCAUUCUUGAAAGACUUGGAGAGACUGAAGAACAGAGCCGUCGUCGCCCGCAGGACCUGUUAGACGCAAUAAUAGAUCUAGAAAGAGCAGACGUCGAUAAGGUGACCUCUCAAGUCGUAGUUUUCGCGGUAGCAGGAGCCCAUACUACCUCAGAAACACUCGCAUGGAGCAUCUAUGAAACAUGCUGCAAUCCUAGUGUUGCUCACUACAUCCACGACGAAUUGCAGCGUCUAUUGCCACAGAAAUCAAUCCAUGAAAAUUUGAGUCACGAUGAAGUCAGCAAACUGAAGUACUUAAGAAAUGUCUGGAAGGAAACUUUACGAAAACAUCCGCCUGGCCCCAUGUUUGCAAGAAGAGCGGUUAAAGAUGUCCAUUUGUCCGGGAGUGGUACGUUUGUACCGAAGGGAAAAACAGUUGUGGCUCUGUCACAAGGAUCUCAUAUGGAUCGUAAUGUGUGGAACAAACCGCAGUUGUUUUCACCAGAACGGUGGGGAGAGCCGAACCGGGAGGGAGAGAAAAACUCAUCUGGGGCCUACGUUCCGUUUAGUGUUGGAGGCAGAGCAUGCCCCGGCCGCUUUCUGGCUGAUCACGAAGGUGUUUUAAUUCUUGCAGAGAUGCAUCGGCGAUUUGAGUUCAGACUGGCGUGUGACGCAGAUUCAGUCGCAUCAUGCAGUGGCUGGGCAGAAUUUUCGCGUGCUGCUGCGAAGGGCCAGCGGUAUGAAGCCGGUCUUCCGAUUUCUUUAGUGCGAAGGUAG